Molecule: messenger RNA, 2249 nt
Organism: Argentina anserina (silverweed cinquefoil)
Lineage: Eukaryota; Viridiplantae; Streptophyta; Magnoliopsida; Rosales; Rosaceae
Product: importin subunit alpha-1b-like
Exons: 10
Coding region: 104-1699 (531 amino acids)
Biological process (GO): NLS-bearing protein import into nucleus
Cellular component (GO): nucleus; cytoplasm
Molecular function (GO): nuclear import signal receptor activity; protein binding
Source: RefSeq, a predicted model, not a curated record
AAAUACAACACCUCUCAAAACCCGACUCCCAACGUUCUCUCUCUCUAAAACCCUACGCGCUCUCUCUCUUAGGGUUUCAGAUUCUCUAUUCCGCUUCGGAACGAUGUCGUUGAGGCCGAACUCGAAGGCGGAGGGCCGCCGGAACAAGUACAAGGUGGCGGUGGACGCGGAGGAGGGGCGGCGGCGCAGGGAGGACAACAUGGUGGAGAUCAGGAAGAAUCGCAGGGAAGAGAGCCUCCAGAAGAAGCGUCGCGAGGGGCAGCCGCCGCUGCAACCGGCUAAUAAUCAGACCUCGCCGGCGCUCGAGAAGAAGCUGGAGCAUCUACCGUCCAUGGUGGCUGGUGUUUGGAGUGAAGAUAACAACCUGCAGCUCGAGGCAACUACUCAGUUUAGGAAGUUGCUAUCAAUUGAACGCUGCCCUCCAAUUGAAGAAGUUAUCCAAUCUGGUGUUGUUCCACGGUUUGUGGAAUUUCUAGUCAGGGAGGAUUUUCCACAACUUCAGUUUGAGGCAGCUUGGGCUCUCACAAACAUUGCGUCUGGGACGUCUGAGAACACGAGGGUGGUUAUUGAACAUAAUGCUGUUCCUGUCUUUGUCAAAUUACUAAGUUCUCCAAGUGAUGAUGUUCGUGAGCAGGCUGUUUGGGCAUUGGGAAAUGUUGCUGGUGAUUCCCCAAAAUGCCGGGAUCUGGUACUCGGCAGUGGGGCUCUGAGUCCAUUGUUAGCACAGUUGAAUGAGCAUGCAAAGCUGUCUAUGUUGAGAAAUGCUACUUGGACUUUAUCAAACUUUUGCAGGGGCAAGCCUCAGCCUCCUUUUGAUGAGGUUAAGCCAGCACUUCCAGCUCUAGCUAGUCUGAUUCAUUCAAAUGAUGAAGAAGUCCUGACUGAUGCAUGUUGGGCUCUUUCAUACCUUUCCGAUGGUACUAAUGACAAAAUCCAAGCUGUAAUUGAGUCUGGAGUAUGCCCCAGGCUUGUUGAGCUACUGCUUCAUCCAUCUCCAUCCGUACUCAUCCCUGCUCUCCGAACGGUUGGAAAUAUUGUUACUGGUGAUGAUAUGCAGACUCAGGUGAUCAUCCAACAUCAAGCUCUUCCUUGCCUGCUUACUCUUCUCACCAACAAUCAUAAAAAGAGCAUUAAAAAGGAAGCUUGCUGGACAAUUUCAAAUAUCACUGCUGGAAACAAAGAACAGAUUCAGGCUGUAGUUGAUGCUAAUAUACUCGGUCCACUUGUUCAACUGCUUUCAAGUGCUGAGUUUGAUAUAAAGAAAGAAGCUGCAUGGGCAGUAUCAAAUGCAACAUCUGGUGGUUCUCAUGAUCAGAUAAAAAUUCUUGUACAUCACGGGUGUAUCAAGCCAUUGUGUGAUCUUCUGAUCUGCCCCGAUCCAAGAAUCGUUACCGUUUGUUUAGAAGGCUUGGAGAACAUCUUGAAGGUUGGAGAAGCUGAGAAGAAUUUGGGCAUGACCGGAGAUAUAAAUCCCUAUGCUCAGGCAAUUGAUGAAGCUGAGGGGUUAGAAAAGAUCGAGAAUUUACAGACUCAUGACAACAAUGAAAUUUAUGAGAAGGCAGUGAAGCUUCUCGAGACAUAUUGGUUGGAUGAUGAUGAUGCUGAUGAAACAAUGCCUCCGGGUGAUGUUCCUGCUGGGGGAUUCAACUUUGGAGAAAACGCUCCAACUGUUCCUUCUGGUGGGUUCAACUUCAGUUAGAGGUGAUACGCUGUUCUCACACUUUGAUAUAUACAGCUGUCUUGGUGUUUGGAUCUGGAAUGGAGUCAUGAUGUUUUAUAUGUAUGUCAUCUUAUCAAUUGCAGAAGUUAUCCUCAAUAUGCACUCAAGUCAUUGGGUAUAGCAAGGCAAUGGUCGGGUCAGGUCAAGUGUCUACUUAAAUUUGAGUCCUCAAUAGGGUUGGUUUUUGGGGUGGCUGGUUCAGGUGUAUUGAACUACAGGUAUAAACUGGGAAAUAUUAUAUGAAGAACAUCUGCAUUCUUCAACAAGAUCACAGUUCGGAGUUGUUUUGGUGUUUUUUUUUUGCCCCAAGCAGAUGUAGAGUCUUGUUAGUGAUGCGGUUAUAAAUAUGAUUCACACAGGUGAUUUUGGAACACCCAAACUUGGUUAAAUUUUGUUCAUUCAGUCAGUCCAAGGAUUUCUAUUCCAUUUUGGUUGUAUGCUGUGUUUGUUCUUUACUCUCUCCCCUCAUUUGUAUCCAAAUUCGUGGGUCAAAUAUAUUUCUAAAUGAUAUACAUUCAAAGUUGUCAAA